AUGGACCAGAAUUCACGGAUCGAGGUUCUGCUCUUCGGACUGGGGGCAAUCGGCUCCUUCUACGCCUUCAUCCUCCAGCGCUGCCCUCAAGUCCGAUUGACGGUGGUGGCUCGGUCCAACUACGACGCUGUCAAGUCGGAGGGCGUCCUGAUUGAUAGUGCGAAUCAUGGCCAACAUCGCUUCCAUCCACACCAAGUGGUCCGAUUGCCUCGCGAAGCAGGAAAAACCUUUGACUACGUGAUCUGCGCAAACAAAGCCAUCGACACAGAGGACGUAGUGGCCAAAUUGGCCCCUGCUAUCAGCGAGAGCACAACGAUAGUCAUCAUCCAGAACGGCGUGGGGAACGAAGAGCCCUUCCGCAAGGCGUUCCCGGCGUGCUCGAUCAUCAGCUGCGUCGCCUGGGUCGGCGCAAGCCAGCCCAGCCCCGGACACGUCCACCACACCGUCUCAGAGCACACCGAGCUGGGCCUCUUCCCGAACCCUGCAUUGGACGUGGAUCUGGAGAAUCAGCGCGUAGAGACGUUCGCAUUGCUACUCCGUCAAGGGGGAACCAACUUCCAGGUAGUGGAUGACAUCCAGCGUCGCAAGUGGGAGAAAGUCGUGUGGAACUGCGCGUGGAACGCCACUACGGCGUUGACCUGCAUGGACACGCACGCGUGGUUGGCGUCGUCUGCUGACGCCGAGCCCUGGACGCGCCGACUGAUGCACGAGGUGCUCGCCGUGGGACAAGCGUGCGGUGUACCGCUCGAGCACGGCCUGGUGGACCGGCUCAUCGAAAAGAUCAAUUCCCUGCCGCCGGUGACGACGAGCAUGCAGAUGGAUCGUGCUAGUCAGCGUGCGAUGGAGAUUGAGGUUAUCCUUGGGUAUCCGAUGCGCAAGGGCCGGGAGUUGGGUGUGCAGACGCCGUUGUUAGAGACGCUUUAUGUUUUACUGCGGGCGAUUGAUGGGGGAGUCCGCCAGCAGGCCAGGAGUUGA
Molecule: messenger RNA, 975 nt
Organism: Aspergillus terreus NIH2624
Lineage: Eukaryota; Fungi; Ascomycota; Eurotiomycetes; Eurotiales; Aspergillaceae
Product: ketopantoate reductase family protein
Exons: 5
Coding region: 1-975 (324 amino acids)
Biological process (GO): pantothenate biosynthetic process
Cellular component (GO): cytoplasm
Molecular function (GO): 2-dehydropantoate 2-reductase activity
Source: RefSeq, a predicted model, not a curated record